CAGGACAAGCAAUAUCUCACACAACGCCUCGAUUUACCGGAUACCCAAUGCGUUGACCCUGGCCAGGACGUGUGGACUUCUGACUCAGCAGCGGUAACCGCUAACUUCUACUCCCGCGGGGUCGCCGUCCUCCCUUGGCUGCAGCAUUCAUCAUUCCUCUUCUAAAUCGAUUAUGAGCACCGAGCCCGACAAGUACGACUUGCAAGGUUGCGCCCAGCUGCAGCAGGAAGAAUGGGAGAUACUCGAGUCUAUUCAUCCAGACUGCUUAUCAAGAGACUCGUCUAGUGGCUUCAUCAGACUUGAAGUGCCUGUAGAACUUGCGGAGUCGACCUGCGUCACAAUACAGACCGGCCAGGUAGACCCGGAGUCGUCAUAUCACCCCGGACCAAGCUGCCCCAAGGCCCUGUCGCUCGCCUCCCUUCCUCCGAUACUACUGGAUAUCUCUUUACCACCGACCUACCCAUACACGCCACCACAGAUACAGACAAUACGGGCCACCUACUCUUGGCUACGGUUCGAUGACUCCGAGCUCCGCGAUUACUUAGGAAGGAAAUGGGAAAAGGGUGAAGGGGUACUCUACACUUGGGUAGAAUGCAUACGUAGCGGGCAGUUUCUAGACGAGCUGCAAUUGACCCAGGCGGAGAAUGGGCGGCGGACCAUCCGCAUUCAUCAUCCUAUGCCGGGCCUCAUCAAACCCGUGCUCGAGAGCUACAAUGCAUCUACUCAGGCGGCGAGGUUCUCGCAGAACUCGUAUGAGUGCGAAGUCUGUCUCACAUCGAUCAAGGGGGCACGGUGUGUAAUGCUCCUCUGCGGGCACGUCUUUUGCCGAUCGUGUCUCGAGGAUUUCUGGAAAUUAUGCAUCAAGGAGGGCGAUGUAGGGAGGGUAGGCUGCCCAGAUCCCGGCUGCGUCAAGGAGCAAAGGGAGGCAAACGAAGAGGAGGUGCGGCGUGUGGUCACCGAAGAGGAAGUCCUCCGUUGGAAGUGGCUACGCGCGAAACGAGCCGUCGAGAAGGAUCCGACGGUAGUGCAUUGUCCUAUGGCGCAGUGCCAAACUCCAGUCCCGCGGGCUCCCAAUGUAGAAGAGGGUUCGCCGUACGAGCGUUUACGAACAUGUCCGGAGUGUGGCUUUUCAUUCUGUGCAUACUGUAAACAUGCAUGGCAUGGCCCGGUCGCUACGUGCCCCAUCUCGGCCACUAAAGCGAUUCUGACGGAGUAUAUGGCUCUACCUGAGGGGUCUGCCGAACGCAAGCAACUGGAGACACUCUAUGGACGGGUGGCGUUACAGAAGCUUGUGGAUCAGUACGAGCAUGAAAAGAAGUUCCGCGAGUGGCUCGCGCAGCGCAUGGGGACGCCCUGUCCAGGAUGCGAUUUGCCUGUCGAAAAAGCCUCGGGGUGCAAUCACAUGACGUGUGUUAGGUGUCAGCAGCACUAUUGCUAUCGGUGCGGAGCAAAACUGGACAAGAUUCACCCGUACAAGCAUUUCUCGACGCCUGGGAUCAGGUGUUUCCAGAGGCUGUUCGACGAACACAUCGAUAUCGACGAAUGGCAGCCAGUAGAGGGCUUUAAUGUGAUAUGACGCUUGUAAAAUAAUGCAAUGGAAUGGGGACUCGAU
Messenger RNA from Dichomitus squalens LYAD-421 SS1, 1612 nucleotides. RefSeq lists its product as uncharacterized. The coding region runs from base 173 to 1576 and encodes 467 amino acids. The record is from RefSeq and is a predicted model, not a curated record. Lineage: Eukaryota; Fungi; Basidiomycota; Agaricomycetes; Polyporales; Polyporaceae. Gene Ontology annotation, biological process: ubiquitin-dependent protein catabolic process; positive regulation of proteasomal ubiquitin-dependent protein catabolic process; protein polyubiquitination. The transcript has 6 exons. Gene Ontology annotation, cellular component: ubiquitin ligase complex; cytoplasm. Gene Ontology annotation, molecular function: ubiquitin conjugating enzyme binding; zinc ion binding; ubiquitin protein ligase activity.